AUGGAACACUUCAAUGCGCCGUUGCCUGGUGGCAACAUCAUGAGGUUCCAACUGCUGGAGGAGACCAAUCGGGAGGUCGCUAGGGCUUUGCCGUGCAAGGUGUGGCACGUCGCCGUUGCACGUCCAAAUGUACGAGGAGGUGAUAUUGGCCUGGGAAGCCAACACCCGCCGGCUGAAGACAUGGAAAUGCACGGGACUUUCUUGACAUCGCAAGAGGCGAAUAGUCAAGCCGAGAGAGUGCUUGAAGAACUAAAAGCCAAGAUGGGGAGCACUGCUGUUAUGCAGAAGACGUACUCGGACGGGUUGGUACAGGGGUUCGUUCUGUCUGGGCGUGGCUCAACGGUUGAUGCGAAGAUGGUCCAAGUCUCAUGUGACGAUGGGCGGAUCCAGCGGAUGGACAGGUCCGGCAAUCCUAUACAAGCUUGA
This is a messenger RNA of Cladophialophora yegresii CBS 114405, 426 nucleotides long. RefSeq lists its product as uncharacterized. The record is from RefSeq and is a predicted model, not a curated record. The transcript has a single exon. Bases 1 to 426 code for a protein of 141 amino acids. NCBI's taxonomy places the organism in Eukaryota, Fungi, Ascomycota, Eurotiomycetes, Chaetothyriales, Herpotrichiellaceae.